Messenger RNA from Miscanthus lutarioriparius, 267 nucleotides. Lineage: Eukaryota; Viridiplantae; Streptophyta; Magnoliopsida; Poales; Poaceae. The record is from the annotation of a GenBank genome assembly.
AUGGCUGCUGCUGUCUUCGUCGCUCUCCUGAUCGUGUCCGCUCUUGUCUCGUCCACCUAUGCCGAGAUUGGUAAAAAGGAGUGCACCAAUGUAGAUUAUGACUGCAACCGUCUCCCAGGAUCCCGAAAGUGCGGAGAUUCGUGCAGAGCCAAGGCCCGCUCCGAAGGCAGUAGCAAUUACGCGUCAGCAUGCGAACCUGCAGUUGCGCCGUUCAAGUGCUGCUGCACCGUCAAGGAUCCACACCACCCGUGGCCUCCAACCUCCUAA